Spea bombifrons (plains spadefoot toad) is the source of this 2514-nucleotide messenger RNA. It is a transcript of the gene TBC1D16, whose product is annotated as TBC1 domain family member 16. The transcript has 13 exons. Lineage: Eukaryota; Metazoa; Chordata; Amphibia; Anura; Pelobatidae. Gene Ontology annotation, biological process: activation of GTPase activity. The coding region runs from base 263 to 2452 and encodes 729 amino acids. Gene Ontology annotation, molecular function: GTPase activator activity. Gene Ontology annotation, cellular component: early endosome. The record is from RefSeq and is a predicted model, not a curated record.
UGCACACGCUUGGUUCAGGCCGGACGGGACAGAGAGCCCGGGAGGAGCUGCAGGGGACGGGGGCACCGGAGGGACCGGCAGAGAGGACCUCUUUAGAAGGGUUUGCGGAACCUGUGGCCAUUGUGUAUCCUCUUAAGCUAUCAACAGCUGGAGGCCACCUUGUUAUUCAAGCUCCGAAAUAGAACCAAGAGCUUACACGUGACGGCUACAGAGUCAAUAAUGAAAUGUGAUUUGAAGUUUGGCAGAUGAUGGAACUGGUGCCAUGUCUUUGGGUCGGCUCUUGCGUCGUGCGUCCUCCAAGGCCUCCGACCUCCUGACGCUCGGCUCUGGAGGAGGAACAUCCUCAGUGCUGGACGGAGAGAUCAUAUUCUCUAAGAACAAUGUGUGUGUGCACCCCCCGGAACUGCUGCAAGAUGUGGGGUCUCAUCACCCAGGUUACAUGUGUGUGUACAUGGAAAAAGAUGAGUUUUUGGGAACCACCUUGAUCCUCGCUUGGGUUCCUAACUCUCGUAUCCAGCGUCAGGAUGAAGAGGCGCUCCGUUACAUCACACCAGAAAGUUCUCCGGUCCGCCGGGCGCCACGCAAAAGAAACAGACACCCUCCGGGAGCCGCUGCCUCCACGCAAAACAAGGCAGUGGUGGGUCUCAAAGAAAGCGCCGCAGAGACCACCACAGCCAGGGACGCAGACUCUCAAGCAGAGAAGAACCUAUCUGAGGGUUCUACAGAAGAAGUCACGGAACAGGUGGAGGAGGAGAGGUCUCUGGACCUCUCUUCUGAUGAAGUGAGCAAGGACAGUACUUUGGACUCUGAUUCUGAUGCCUUCUCCUCGCCCUUCUGCCUCUCCCCCAUUAGCGAGGCUCUGGGAGAGAGCAGCGGCUCGGUAUUUUUGGAAAGCGAGAACCGGGACGACGCCGACAGUCACGAGACCAGUUUUACCCCGUCCAGCCUGAAUGCCAACUCCCAGUUCAGGGACGUGAACGGCCAGGGAGGAACCGCGAGGUGGGAAGAGCAGCAGAAGCUCUUGGCUCUGGAGCAGACAUGCGGAGUUUUCCGCGUGGACCUGGGUCAGAUGCGCUCACUGCGUUUCUUCUUCAGCGACGACGCCUGCACCAGUGGGCAAUUGGUGAUCGCCAGCAGGGAGAGUCAAUACAAAGUCUUCCAUUUCCACCAUGGCGGUCUGGGGAAGCUGUCAGAGGUGUUCCAGCAAUGGAAGUACUGCCGAGAGACUCACCUGAAGGAACAGGUGACAGAGGAGAAGACCUGUCUCCAUUUCUCCAUCCGAAGACCCAAUCUUCCCUCUUGUGAAUCCCACCCAGAGGAAGGCAUGUACCGACGUCUGGAUGUCGCCAGCUGGCUCCAGCAUUUCAACGAGUCUGGACAGGUGGAGGAAGAAUACAAGUUACGCAAAGCCAUAUUCUUUGGAGGGAUCGAGCCAUCCCUGAGGGGCGAGGUCUGGCCGUUUCUCUUGGGAUAUUACAACUGGGAGACCGCCUCCGAGGAGCGCGAAGCCCUUCGGGUUCAAAGGAGGGACGAAUAUUCUCAAAUUCAGAUGAAGAGGGUUUCCAUGAGUCCCGAUUCCCAGAAGAACUUCUGGAGGAAUGUCCAGUUUACUGUCGAUAAAGAUGUGGUGAGGACGGAUCGUAGCAACCAAUUCUUCAGAGGAGAGGACAACCCCAAUGUGGAGGCCAUGAGGAGGAUCUUGCUGAAUUAUGCUGUGUACAGCCCCGGAGUGGGGUAUUCCCAAGGAAUGUCUGACUUGGUGGCCCCGUUGCUCGCUGAGGUCCUGGAUGAGUCAGACACGUUCUGGUGUUUUGUCGGCCUGAUGCAGAAUACAAUCUUUAUCAGUUCCCCUUGUGAUGAGGACAUGGAGAAGCAACUGCUGUACCUCCGAGAACUACUUCGCCUCAUGUACCCCCGGUUCUACCAGCACCUGCUGUCUCUGGGAGAGGACGGACUCCAAAUGCUGUUCUGCCAUCGCUGGAUCCUACUCUGCUUCAAAAGAGAAUUUUCGGAUUCAGAGGCCCUGAGGAUGUGGGAGGCUUGCUGGGCUCACUAUCAGACGGAUUAUUUCCACCUCUUUCUCUGCGUUGCUAUCAUGGUUCUGUACGGAGAUGAUGUUAUCGAGCAACAGCUGCCAACCGACCAGAUGUUGUUGCAUUUCAGUAACCUGGCCAUGCAUAUGAAUGGGGAGCUGGUUCUCCGAAAGGCUCGGAGUUUGCUCUACCAGUACCGGCUCUUACCCAAAAUCCCUUGCAGUCUUCACGACCUUUGCAAGCUGUGCGGUUCGGGCAUGUGGGACAGUGGCUACAUUCCUACCGUGGAGUGCACAGGCCAGCACUCCGAGUCGGAAAGCUGCCCCUAUGGAGGCACCGUGGAGGAAACGUCACCAAAAACUCCCAAAGACAGCAAGCGAGGACCUAAACCACUUGAUGUAUUCACCUUCAGGAAGUAGGGACCUUUAGUGGCUCAGUAGGGAUCUUUAGAAGCUAUUGCGGGCAAAGCUACGGAACCUUG